Molecule: messenger RNA, 1575 nt
Organism: Cladocopium goreaui
Lineage: Eukaryota; Dinophyceae; Suessiales; Symbiodiniaceae
Source: the annotation of a GenBank genome assembly
AUGGCGAGCAACGCUGACACCGCCACGAGCUUUGAAGUGGAGCCGGCAGCGCCGGUGCCACGGAGGACGCGGGCGUCCAUCAUCAAUUCUUCCACUCGGAUGAGGUCUUUGUACCGUGCCUCUGUGACAGCGGCAGUGGCCAUGCAGGAUGAUGCAUUCGCAAAAGCAAUGAAGGCUGAGGCAGAAGAUUUUGGCGAAGAUACCGUGGCCAAGAUCACCAGCUUCGAGGCCAUUGCCAACUUCGUCAUUGGAUGCAUUGGUGCAGGCAUCGUCGUCUUCCCCAAGGUCAUGGCACUGAAUGGCUGGGGCCUUGCUUUGACGCUAAUCGGAGUGAGCGCGUUCGUAUGCUUCGAAACAGGACGUUUGAUCAUUGCCUCAUGUGAGUUAGCAGAAAUGUGCUCUGGCGCACGGAAAGGUACCAUCACCAACUAUGAGGACAUCGCCAGUGCUGCCUAUGGCACUGCAGGCAAGACAGUCCUGGCAAUUGUGAAGAAUAGCUAUGCGAUAGGUGCUCUAUUUGUCUAUACGGUUCUCCUUGUGGAGAGCUUCCACUCAUUCCUUGAACCUAUAGUUUCGGAGGGAGUGGUGCGCUGGCUGUUGGUUUUCCCCAUCAUUCUGUUGCUUUCAAUGAUCGUGAAUCUGAAGCAGUUGGCGAAGGUGGCGCCUCUAGGUACAGCGGCUGUUUUUGCCCAGUGCGCAGCCAUUUGCAUUGGGUGCUUGGUGAUUACGGUCAAUGGAAAAAUCCUUUACGAGGUCCUCAUGGAAAAGGUCAUUAAAUCCCCACUGCUGAAGGCAGCACUCAUUAUGAGUAAGGAAGCAAUCAUUCAAACAAAUCCAACAUGGAGUUUCAUGGUUUUCGACCUCUUCCAGAUUGGUUCGGCAUUGUCAGUCUUUGUCUUUGGCUUUGAUGGCAUAGUCAACUUGCCAAGCAUCCGUGGACAGAUGAGCGAUCCGUCAGAAUUGCCUAAUGCCUUGAGAACCGGCUUCUUCAUCGUUGCGGGAUUCUGCAUCGUGGUGAUGGUGUGUGGUUACUGGGGGUUCGGCAACUGGGUCACAGACAAUGUCAUCACUGGCAUGGCACAAUUUGCCGAAGGCUUUGUUUGCCUUUUCUCAGUUGUCGCAUCCGUUGGCGUGACCAUCAACCUCCUGAUCAGCUAUCCAUUGAUUUUCUUCACAGUGAUCAGUUUCUUCGAAAGCGUGGCAAAGGGAAGCCUGGCAGUGCCCUUGUCAAAGGUGAACAUCGCAUGCCGAGCAGCUUUAGCGUUGUUCAUGAUUGUGGUCGGACUCCUCUUUGAAUCUCCCAAGGAUGUGAUCAGUUUGGUGUCGGCAAUCUUUGGAAGCUGUCUUAGCAUUUUCUUCCCGCUGGCGUUGUUCUACAAACUUCGCGCACAAGCUAAGAGCAUAGGACACAAUCUGGACGUAGUACCUACGUGGCGAAUGGUGGCGCAUGGUGGAGUUGCCUUGUGCGGAGCAAUUGCGAUGCUUUUCGGGUUUAUAAACGAGCUGCAGAAUAUGAUCGGAGAGAAAAAGCAGGGUCCUGGUCCUGGUUUGAAAGGCAUUCUUCCGAAACCGUGA